Clonostachys byssicola is the source of this 969-nucleotide messenger RNA. The record is from the annotation of a GenBank genome assembly. Lineage: Eukaryota; Fungi; Ascomycota; Sordariomycetes; Hypocreales; Bionectriaceae.
AUGAAACAGAACACCAUGUCGUUGCCCAGAACUAAAGGUUUUAAAUCCAAAGCCGCGACGGACAUACCUCCCCUUCUAGGGAAGGUCAUACUCGUCACCGGAGGCAGCACCGGCCUUGGGAGGCAAUCCGUGAUUGAACUCGCUCAGCGUAAGCCCUCACUUAUCUGGCUCACCGCCCGAAGCUCGGAAAGGGCCAAAACGGCCGCGGAAGAGAUCCAGAGGGUCGUCCCUGAUGUACCGAUCAAGCCGCUGGCGCUCGAUCUAGCUUCUUGUCGAUCCGUGAAAACAGCAGCUAAAACCUUCUGCGACUCGUGCGACCGUCUAGACAUCCUCCUACUAAACGCCGGCACGAUGUCCUACACACCAGGCAUGACUGAGGACGGUUACGAAGUCCAUUUUGGCACAAACUACUUAGGACACGCACUCUUGACGAAGCUGCUUCUCCCUACGCUGUUGAGCACAGCCCAGGCCGACCCUGAUUCAGACGUUCGAAUCAUUUUUGUUUCUUCGGCAGUACACAAGCAAGCACCUGCCGGCGGUAUCCAAUUCGAUAAUCUUAAAUCGAAGGCUACCAACCUAGAUGCAAUGGCGAGAUACGGACAAAGCAAGUUAGCAGUCAUACUUUUCGCGAAAGAGUUGGCACGACAGUAUCCUCAAGUGAAAAUUGCCUCAGUACAUCCAGGAGCCGUUAAGACGCCUCUUAGCGCUUCUGUCAGUAGCAAGAACCUCCUGCUCCGUUGUCUUAUGAUUGUGGGAAGGUUGUUCAUGUCUAGUGUCGAAGACGGAGUGAAGAAUCAGCUAUGGGCUGCUACCUCCGGCGCUGUCAUUAGUGGCGAGUAUUACGAACCGAUCGGAGUGUCUGGCAAGGCAGGAAAAUAUGUGAAGGAUGCAGUUCUAGCGAAUAAGCUUUGGGAGUGGACGGAAAAGGAGAUAGAAGGCUACAGAAUGCGACUAGUAGAGGCUCAAUAG